This is a messenger RNA of Mus pahari (shrew mouse), 3525 nucleotides long. It is a transcript of the gene Cip2a, whose product is annotated as cell proliferation regulating inhibitor of protein phosphatase 2A. The transcript has 21 exons. Lineage: Eukaryota; Metazoa; Chordata; Mammalia; Rodentia; Muridae. The record is from RefSeq and is a predicted model, not a curated record. Bases 102 to 2828 code for a protein of 908 amino acids.
AGAGGGGUGGGGCUUAAGAAAAAUCAAAUAAUGCGCGGCGACGGCUGCGGACGGAGGCUGCCUGGUGUCGGUGUUGGGCGCUGACAGGCCGGCUCGUCGGCAUGGAUUCCACCGCCUGCUUGAAGUCCCUGCUUCUGAGCAUCAGUCAGUACAAAGCCGUUAAGUCGGAGGCGAACGCCACUCAGCUGCUGAGGCACUUGGAGGCAGUUUCUGGACAAAAGCUCACACGACUGUUUACAUCACAUCAGAUAUUACCAAGUGAAUGCUUGAGCUGCCUCGUAGAACUUCUUGAAGACCCAAACAUAAGUGCUUCACUGAUCUUAAGUAUUAUCAGUUUGCUGUCUCAACUGGCUGUAGAUAAUGAAACCCGAGACUGUCUUCAGAAUAUAUACAAUCUCAAUAGUGUGCUGUCAGGGGUGGUUUGUCGGAGCAGCACUUGCCACAAUAAUUCCGUGUUUUUACAGUGCAUUCAACUGCUGCAAAGGUUAACAUAUAAUGUCAAAUUUUUCCAUUCUGGUGCCCAUAUAGAUGACUUAAUUACAUUCUUGAUUGGUCAUAUUCAGUCUUCUGAAGAUGAGCUAACAAUGCCUUGUCUAGGACUAUUGGCAAAUCUUUGUCGGCACAAUCUUUCUGUUCAAACACAAAUAAAAACUUUGAGUAAUGUAAAAUCUUUUUACCGAACUCUCAUAAGCUUCCUAGCACACAGCAGUCUGACUGUGGUUGUGUUUGCACUUUCAAUAUUAUCCAGUUUGACACUAAAUGAAGAAGUGGGGGAAAAGCUAUUUCAUGCUCGAAACAUUCAUCAGACUUUCCAAUUAAUAUUUAAUAUUCUCAUAAAUGGUGAUGGUACCCUAACAAGAAAGUACUCAGUUGACCUACUGAUGGAUCUCCUUAAAAACCCUAAAAUUGCUGAUUAUCUGACCAGGUAUGAGCACUUCUCUUCAUGUCUUAAUCAAGUACUAGGACUUCUAAAUGCAAAAGACCCUGAUUCUUCUUCAAAGGUUUUAGAAUUACUUCUUGCGUUCUGUGCAGUGACUCAGCUGCGCCAUGUACUCAGUCAGAUGAUGUUUGAACAGUCUCCACCUGGCAACAGCAUUCUGGGAAGCCGUCCGAAGAGCUUAGAGCCUGUUGUGGCUCUACUUCGCUGGUUAAGCCAACCCUUGGAUGGAUCUGAAAACUGUUCUGUGUUAGCAUUGGACUUGUUCAAGGAAAUCUUCGAGGAUGUCAUUGAUACUGGUAACUGUUCCUCAACUGACCAUCUUGUGACCCUUCUGCUUCCUACAAUCCUUGAUCAGCUUCAGUUCACAGAACAAAAUCUGGAUGAGACCUUAGUAAGAAAUAAAUGUGAAAGGAUGGUCAAAGCCAUUGAAGUUUUAUUAACUCUGUGUGGAGAUGACACUCUGAAAAUGCAUGUUGUAAAAAUAUUGACUACUAUAAAGUGCACCACGCUUAUAGAGCAGCAGUUUACAUAUGGCAAGAUUGACCUGGGGUUUGGAACAAAGGUAGCUGAUUCUGAGUUGUGCAAACUUGCUGCUGAUGUAAUUUUGAAAACUCUUACUUUGAUGAACAAACUUAAACAGUUGGUUCCUGGUAUGGAAGUAAGCUUCUACAAAAUCCUUCAGGAUCCGCGGUUGAUUACUCCUUUAGCUUUUGCUUUAACGUCAGAUAAUAGAGAACAAGUCCAGUCUGGCUUGGGAAUAUUGCUGGAAGCUGCUCCCCUGCCCGAUUUCCCUGCCUUAGUACUUGGAGAAAGUAUAGCAGCAAACAAUGUAUACAGACAGCAAGAAACUGAGCAUCUGCCCAGGAAAAUGACUUUCCAGCCCUUAAGUCAUGGUUUUUCAACAUCAGCAAAGUGCUUAACGCCUCCUCCUUCAAAAGAUAAUGCUCCUGCGUUGAACAUUGAGGACCUCAUAGAGAAACUGCAGGCUGGAGUGAUGGUAAAGGAUCAGAUUAGUGAUAUAAGACUAUCUGACAUCAUGGACGUUUAUGAGAUGAAACUUUCCACAUUAGCCUCUAAAGAGAGCAGGCUACAGGACCUCCUGGAAGCAAAAGCCCUGGCUCUUGCACAGGCUGACAGGCUGAUCGCCCAGUACCGCUGCCAGAGGACUCAGGCAGAGACAGAGGCACGAACACUUGCGGGUAUGUUACGAGAAGUUGAGAGAAAAAAUGAAGAGCUUAGUGUGUUGCUGAAGUCACAACAGCUCGAGUCAGAAAGAGCCCAAAAUGAUAUUAAGCAUCUCUUUCAACACAGUAAGAAGCUGGAAUCUGUGGCUGAAGAACAUGAAAUACUGACAAAGUCCUACAUGGAACUUGUUCAAAGAAAUGAAGCUACUGAAAAGAAGAACACUGACUUACAGACUACCUGUGAAUCUCUGAAUAAACACAUUGAGACAAUGAAAAAGUUGAAUGAAUCACUCAAGCAACAAAAUGAAAAAACUAUUGCUCAGUUGAUAGAGAAAGAAGAGCAGAGAAAAGAAGUCCAGAGCCAGUUAGCAGACAGAGAGUGUAAACUAUCAAAUUUGCAUAAAAUAGCAAAAUCCCAAGAAGAAAAACUUAAUGUUUUACAAAAGGAAAAGCAAGAUAAGCAAGAAACCAUUGAUAUCCUUAGAAAAGAAUUAAGCAGAACAGAACAGAUAAGAAAAGAGUUGAGCAUUAAGGCUUCCUCCCUAGAAAUGCACAAGGCUCAAUUAGAAGGUCGUUUGGAAGAGAAAGAGUCUUUGGUGAAACUUCAGCAAGAGGAGUUGAACAAACAUUCUCACAUGAUAGCAAUGAUACACAGUUUAAGUGGUGGAAAAAUAAGCCCAGAAACUGUGAACCUUAGUAUAUAAACAUUCUGGCUUUGGGGAAUUUGUGCAUGGAUACUUCCGUUGUAUUUAUAUAUUGGAGUUGGCAGUAAACAGAGGAAAUCGUGACUUCAAGACAAUUAUCAUUUGUUUGCUAUCUAUUAACUUAGUAAAAAUCGUAAUUGCAUUGAUGUUUUAUUUAUUCUUUGGGAAAUUUUUAGAUUUUGUGUUUUUUUUUAAUGUUUACACUUACAUAUUCUCAUUUAUGAUUAUAGUCAUGGAUUACUUAAUAUCAACCAUGAAUUAAAUUUACAUAAAUGUGCUUUUUAAGCACUUUAUUCUGUGAACAUGCUAGAAUAGACACACACAGGGUGUUUAAGCUGUAUCAUCUUUUGCAACUAUGGUAAUAAAAAUACGAUCUAUCAUUAAUUAAAUAUCAUCACAAAGUAAUAGAGUCGUUAAGUAACUUUCUUGAUCCAGCAGUCUUACAGAUUAAUUGAUUAAGAUCAACUAGUAAAACAUGUUCUGAUAUACUACUCAGGAAAUUUUUCUCUAAGGGUAACAGAAGAUAGACUGAAAGAACUUUAUUACUGCAUUUAAGAUGAAACAAUAUAUAGCCUAAACUGUAAAUUUGGAAACAGUGCUGUAGCUAUCAGAAAUAAUGUUUAAAAAUGGGGAGUAUCCAAUACGUUAAAUGAUUUCAUAGUCUCCUAAAAUUAAAAAUUUGUAUAAUUAUUUGCAA